AUGGAUAGUCACCAACAAUACAUUGCUGAUCAGGAUGCAGAUCAAGCAGGCAAUAAUCCCCCUCCCCUCCCUCCCCUUCCUGACACACCAGAUGUUGUAGCUUCCAACAGCGUUCUAGUACCAGUACUGCCCGUGUACCAAGAAAUUCAAGCACAAGCCCAGCAUAUGGAGAACGUGCGAGAACAACUGAGGCGAUCUUGGGCUAACGAGAUGCAAGAAUUGACGCGUGCAGACCUCAAGAAGCACAGCCUCCCGCUUGCUCCAAUUAAGCGCAUAAUGAAAGCUGAUAACGACAUUAGGAUGAUCGCGCAGGAAGCUUUACCAUUAUUUGCUAAAGCUUGUGAGAUGUUCAUAGUUGAUAUCACAGCACAAGCAUGGAUUGUCACGGAAGAGGACAAGAGAAGGACCGUUCAGAAAAAUGAUAUCGUUGAAGCAGUUCUUAAAACAAAUAUGUUUGAUUUUCUUGACAACAUAAUUCCAAGAGAUGAAUUGAAGGAAAGAAUUCUCAAAGCCAAAAAUGCGAGACAAGGGGCAAGUUCAUCUACUGAUAGUGGAAGUCAUGGCAACAAUGCAUCGAGUGUGACAAGAGCUGUUGUUCAGCAACCCCCGCCGUUUGUCCCUUUGUUUCGGCCAGUACCACAGAUCCCGCAACCGUUUCUGUCUGUGCCUCAGCCUCAGUCCCAGCAAAACCAGGAGACGCCGUUCAUUCCCUGGCCACAGGGUCAUCAGAUCCCGGAGCAGCAUCUGCCACUUAUUCCCUGGCCACAAGCUCAGCAGCAUCUGUACCAGCAAACCCCGAUUAUUCCCUGGCCACAGACUCAGCAGACCCCGGAGCAACAUCUGCCAAUUAUUCCCUGGCCACAAGCCGAGCAGCAUCUGUACCAGCCCUGGCCACAGAUUCAGCAGAUCCCGGAGCAGCAUCUCUCAUUUAUUCCCUGGCCACAAACUCAGCACCAUCAGGACCAGCAGCCGUCGUUAUUUCCCUGGCCACAGACUCAGCAGAUCCCGGAACAGCAUCUGUCAUUUAAUUCCUGGCUACAAGCUCAGCAGCUUCUGGACCAGCAGACCCCGGAGCAGGCUCUUAUAUCUUCUACUCAGGCUGAACAGACUACUGACCAGCAUACCUCGCAGCACUUUCCUGUAUCUUGUAUUCUACCUGAGCAGAGUCCGGAACAGCAAAAUUUAGAGCAGUCAUCGCUUCAAGCUGAGCAGCAACAGGAUCAGCAGAAUUAG
Messenger RNA from Daucus carota subsp. sativus, 1233 nucleotides. RefSeq lists its product as uncharacterized. Gene Ontology annotation, biological process: regulation of transcription by RNA polymerase II. Bases 1 to 1233 code for a protein of 410 amino acids. Lineage: Eukaryota; Viridiplantae; Streptophyta; Magnoliopsida; Apiales; Apiaceae. The transcript has a single exon. Gene Ontology annotation, cellular component: nucleus. The record is from RefSeq and is a predicted model, not a curated record. Gene Ontology annotation, molecular function: protein heterodimerization activity; DNA-binding transcription factor activity, RNA polymerase II-specific; RNA polymerase II cis-regulatory region sequence-specific DNA binding.